Messenger RNA from Juglans regia (Persian walnut), 3145 nucleotides. RefSeq lists its product as uncharacterized. Lineage: Eukaryota; Viridiplantae; Streptophyta; Magnoliopsida; Fagales; Juglandaceae. The transcript has 6 exons. The record is from RefSeq and is a predicted model, not a curated record. Bases 357 to 2108 code for a protein of 583 amino acids.
CGCAUGGGUACGGUCUGGAUGAAUCCAGCCAUGUAUGGCAAUGGUGUAAAGCUCCAUAGAAUCUCUCUCCUCACAGUUAAAGCACAAGCUCAGAUUUAGCUCCCCAAAAGACUUUUUCUUCUCUCUUCGACUCCAUCUUUUCUAUCUCCGGCCUGUCGCUGCCAGGAAACAUCUCCGGCGAGUGUUCCGGCCAACUUCCUGUGGAGAUAGAAUCGGCAAGGCUUUGAGCGGGGCUUUGCGGAUUUUAUGGGCAAAGCAGCGUAGUAAAAGGUAAGGUGGUUUGGACACUAGAAGCUAGUUCGGGUUUUGUGAGAAUGGGCUGACUCAGUGAGUCCUGCUCUGGCUGGGAUCACAAAAUGUCUUUUCAGCACAAAAGCAUUUGGACUCCCAGAGAUGCUGGGUGUCUAACGGAUGGAGAGAUGGGCUGCGAUAAUUCCUCCAGAAUUGAACCGAAGCGGGGUCAUCAGUGGUUUAUGGAUGCUGGUGGACCAGAUCUAUUCAAUAACAAGAAGCAGGCUUUAGAAGCUCUGAAUGGAAGACAAGUUUCAGGAGUUGCACAAAUGAAUGUUUUUCCAUGGGAUAACAAUUCUGGAUUCCAGUCUGUUCCGGGGCAGUUCACUGACCGCCUAUUUGGAUCUGAGCCUUUACGGACUGUCAAUCUUGUUGAUAGAAAUAUUCCUUCCGUUGAAAGUGGAAGUAUGGAUAUGGGAAUAAAAGUUUUUGAGAAUCAGUAUGGAAAAGAUCCUUCAGUGAGUUUAUCCAGGUCUCAUGCCAUUGAAGAUCCAGCAUCAUGUCUAAAUUUCGGUGGAAUAAGGAAAGUCAGAGUCAAUGAAGUUAACUCUGAGAAUGGCAUGUCUGAAUCUUUGGGACACUCUUACAGCAGGGCUGAUAACACUGGCAUUUCUAUGAGUGCCUCCUAUAAUAAGAAUGACGAAAAUGUCAUAUCAUUGGAGGCUGCAUACAGUAAUGGCAAUGAGAAUACUAACUCAAUUGGUCCCAGCUUCAGUAAGGUAGAUAACAAUUUCAUGUCAAUUGGGCGCACCUUCAAUAAAGGGGAUGGCAACUUCAUAACAAUCGGUCACAAGUAUGGCAAGACAGAUAAUAGCAUGUUAUCCAUGGGUCAGCCAUUUGAUAAGGGUGAUGGAAAUUUUAUAUCCAUGGGCCAGUCAUAUGAAAAGGGAGAUGCAAGUGUCAUGUCAUUGGGUGUCUCCUAUGCCAAGGGGCAUGAAAAUUUCAUUACAGUGGGCCCAACGUAUAGUAAAACCGACGAGAAUUUUAUGUCAAUGGCUCCUUCCUACAAUAAGGGGAAUAAUCACAUAAUAUCAAUGGGUCCUACCUAUGACAAAGCAGAUUCCAACAUUGUAUCAAUGGGUACUUCCUAUGUCAAAGGGCAUUCCAAUGCUUUAUCUAUGGGUCACAACUUCAAUAAAGGUGAGAGCAGUACCAUAUCUUUUGGUGGUCUUUGUGAUGAACCUGAGACAAAUCCCCCGGGCGGGAUGAUUAGUAGCUAUGAUUUGUUUAUGGGUACUCAGAACUCAGCUCAAGCUUCAGAAAUACCAGGCCAGAAGGAUCUGGUUGAGUCCAAUGGUGAACCAGUUGUAAAUGAUGCUCCGGAACCUACUUCUAAACCUGAUGCCAACCCAAGGUAUAAGGAGCCAAAAACAACUAAGAAGGCUCCUCCAAACAACUUCCCUUCAAAUGUCAAAAGUUUGUUAUCAACUGGUAUGUAUGACGGGGUCCCUGUGAAGUAUGUUUCCUGGUCGCGAGAGAAAAAUCUUAAAGGACUUAUAAAGGGAACUGGGUAUUUGUGUUCCUGCGACAACUGUAAUCUCUCCAAGUCUCUUAAUGCUUAUGAGUUUGAGCGUCAUGCUGGUUGCAAGACCAAACACCCAAAUAAUCAUAUUUACUUUGAGAAUGGAAAGACCAUCUAUGCUGUUGUUCAAGAGCUGAAGAGCACUUCUCAGGAGAUUCUGUUUGAUGCUAUUCAAAAUGUGACGGGUUCUCCAAUUAAUCAGAAGAAUUUCCGGAUCUGGAAAGCAUCAUAUCAAGCUGCCACCCGUGAACUUCAGCGUAUCUAUGGAAAGGAUGAGGUUAUCAUGCCAUGCUGAGAUGAAAAUCCUUGCUUUCUGACGAUUUUGAGGUUGGUGAAUAUGUGAUCUGUGCAUAGCAGCAUAUAACUUAUAGAACAUAUAGGCUCCGUUUGGGAUUUAAUAGUUUGGGCUGAUGGGUGUUUAUAAAUAUAAUGGAUUUUCUAUUUUAUCUAGCUGGAAAUCUUAAUUUAAUCAUUUUAUUUUUGGAUUUAGCAAUUUUGGAUGUGUGAUUGAAGCACCAAGGGUGCCUUUCCCUGUGUGAGUCAUGGUCGCAAAAGAUUCUCUCUUUGAGCAAUGAGGUAGUUAGGUGCUUUGGUCUAAGUUGUGCUAUUAGGCCCUUUUGGAAGUGAUAGAAAAUCAGAAGCAUGUAACUGCAGAUGGUGGAAAGGUAAAACUUUUGGGAACAUGCAUACUUGUGAAAUGUGCAAGAUUGGACCAAUCAUCUGGUGUUUUUUGCUCAUUGAAGAUUGGGAGCAAUCCUGACUGCAUUUUCUUAUUAUAGAUUGAAAAGGUGCACUUCCCAUCUGGCCAAAUUAAGCUCAAGUUUACUGCUUUUAUUCUUUAACGGCCAAUAUAUUGAUUAUAUUCAAUAAAUGACCAGGUUGAGGUGGUUUUGGCCCAAACCUAUACUUUGGCUAUUAUAGGACCCAAAGUAAAAUAGUGUUUCUUUUUGUUGCCUGUUGAAUAGUGAAGUUCAUUCGAUCUCAGGUCUAGUAUUGUUUGUCUUGAUUGGUUUAUAAUCAGUUUCUCUAGGGUUGUACUCUCCAAGUUUUUUGGUCAGCAAGACGUUACCUGCCUGGUUUUAGCGUCAGUAGUGUUGUCUGCAGUUGCUUCAUUGUGAAGAGUCCGCUUUGUUUUCUUUUGUUUGGUACUUUCUCAAAUUAUGUGGAAGAGUCUGAGAAAUCCCUGUAUUUAAAUCAAACGCCUGAUAAAAUUGUUGUAAUUCUCGUCUUUGACGUAUGGAGCUUUGAGUGAGAGCAAAUGUAAAGGGUCAUCCUCGUCCUUGAUGUAUUACUUCUCUCUAUUAAUUGGAAAGAAAUAUUUUUUGGAUAGCA